GUUUCCUAGACCGACAGUCACGUGACUUUCAACAAUAACCAGAUUUUAUGGGGUCCUCUCACUAGAAGUUUCUGCUGCCCUUUUACUCUUUAAACACCGUAAACAAAGUAAUUCAUUCCCAGCUGGACUUUUUUUGUGUGUUUGUGUGUGAUCUCCCAAAUCUAUCAUGCGAACUCCUGGAAUUUUUAUUUUCGGGAUGGUGCUCGCACCUUGCGGGUGGAUUCUGGAGCUGACCAGCACCGUGGCACCAGGCUGGCGCACGAUUAACAACAUCCCUGGAGAAUCUUCCGAUCUGGUCCUCCAACAAGGAUUAUGGGACAUCUGCAGGACUUUCACAUCAUCCCGGGAUAUUCUUUGCAACCAACAGGACACGCAGUACUUCAGCGCUCAGAUCAUCCAGAUCGCGCGAGGAUUGAUGCUGGCGGCACUCAUUCUCAAUGUCAUUGCCAUCGGCGUGGCAUCAGCCGGAGUCAGAUGCUGGACUGAUACCCCACAGUGGACUGUCGCUGGGAUAGGUGGUCUUCUUAUCUUCAUCUCAGGGGUCCUCACCAUCAUACCAGUGGCGUGGUACACUCACAUCAUGACCUCCAUCUUCUCCACAUCCACCGAUAUUCGUGUAGGAUACUGCCUGGUUCUGGGCUUCAUCGGGGGGAUCAUGGAGGUGCUCGGAGGUUUGGUGAUGUCCAUCGGGUUGUGUCGGCGCUGUGACGGUCGGAAGCAAGAUCAAAGGCCGAGGACAAAUGCGGUGAAGUCCGCGCGCGAUCCAUCUCCACCACACAGAGUCAUAGUGCCCAGUGUAAUCAGCGUGAGCAGUGCGAGCAGCGCCAGUAGUGUCCCGUAUUACUCCAAACAAAGUGAGAUGGACUUCACACGAGCGAAGACGCAACAGGACAGACCAGUGAACACGGCCUAUAAAGCACAACCUUACGACUCAGAUUUGUAAAAGACAACCUUUUAGCAAGAUGCUUACGAAAAUCACCGUGGUAACCAUCGUUUCCGCGUGAAAAUUCCGUAGUUUAUCAACCAGAUUGAUCAAAUCAGUCUUUCCAGUGUAGGCUACGUUUCAUUUCAUUUUUUGAGUGGUCUAAUGCCCAGUUAUAUUGUGAAAAUUUAUAUUACACAUAACAGGACAAUAUUGUGAAAAAAAAAAAUCACAUAAAUGCCUUAGGCAAUAUUUUACAACGGCACUGUAAAAUAGAUUAUAAUGAUUUUCUAGUAAAAUUCAAGUCACUGUAAAAUUUACAGUAAAAGGAAGUGGCCCAAUGUUUAAAUAGUUUUUAUUUUUAUUGCCAGUUAUGUUUUGUUUAGGUUUUAGUUCAUGUUGAACAUUAUGUGAAAUGUGGUUGUGCAUCGAAAGGCCUUUUUUGAUUAUCAAUAAUUCAUAAUGUGACCAUCUGUUUUACCACCUGUAUUAUCUUUGAUGUAUCAUUUAUUUUAAGGUCAUAUUAACUACUCACCUAUGAUAUUUUGGCGGAAAUCAUAGUUAUAGGCCUACAUUUUCUGAUUGUCAAGGGAAGUGAGGUUUUGAGGUUAUAUUGAGGAGCACUAACACCAUUAGUUUGGUUUUACUUGGCACUUUAUAAUGUAAAGCCCUUAUGAUUUUGUUGGCAGUACCUUCGAUGUCUUCGAUUUUGUAGCACACUGGGCUAUAAUGUGUAAAUACAGUAAUUUAUCAGGAACCUCUUAAGUUUGUACAGUUAACCAACUACAAAAAGCAAACACAUUCUUCUGAAGUAAGCUAAUCUUUGCACAACCACUGCACACGGGACAGAGGUGUGUGUCUCUGCUGUAGGAAGAAUGCUAUGUAAAAUGUUUUGUGGAAGGGUUUUUUUUUUUCACAGUAAUGUUGUAAUUUACUUCCAUCCAUCAAUUUUAAUGCAAAUUGUUGAAGGCUGUUUAUAUGAAGGCUACAUGAAUGUAAUAAAUGAAUAAAUUAUGAAGCUAAAAAUUGCACAUCUUGAACAAUGUCAAGUACAACUUUAUGCAUGCUACCAAUAAAUAUCAUCCUCUUCUUGUA
Messenger RNA from Megalobrama amblycephala (Wuchang bream), 2017 nucleotides. It is a transcript of the gene cldn23.2, whose product is annotated as claudin 23.2. Gene Ontology annotation, molecular function: structural molecule activity. Bases 167 to 943 code for a protein of 258 amino acids. Gene Ontology annotation, cellular component: plasma membrane; bicellular tight junction. NCBI's taxonomy places the organism in Eukaryota, Metazoa, Chordata, Actinopteri, Cypriniformes, Xenocyprididae. The record is from RefSeq and is a predicted model, not a curated record. The transcript has a single exon. Gene Ontology annotation, biological process: cell adhesion; bicellular tight junction assembly.